This is a messenger RNA of Lactuca virosa, 1086 nucleotides long. The record is from the annotation of a GenBank genome assembly. NCBI's taxonomy places the organism in Eukaryota, Viridiplantae, Streptophyta, Magnoliopsida, Asterales, Asteraceae.
AUGCAGAUGUCUGAUUAUCUAUGCGAAGAUUUCAUUGCUGAAAUAUUUACAAGACUACCACCCAAAUCCCUCCUCCGAUUUAGAUCACUCUCUAAAUCGUUACAUAGUUGUAUUUCUAGCCCUGGUUUUAUACGCAUGCACACUUUUCGAUCCCCACAAAAAAUCCUCUUCAGACAUCAAAAUAAAGAAGCAGAAUCUUUUUAUACCUUACAUGGAGAUGAGGAAUUGCCAUUGUAUUUGUGUCCCAAACGUGGAUACAUUGGUAUAACAACAACAAUCUUGUUCCCUUCUGGGGGAACUAUUGGUUCAUGUAAUGAAAUUUUCUGUUUGCGGACUAAAAAAGGUUUUACUCUAUGCAACCCUUCAAUCAGGCGCAAACUAAACGUGCCUGAAUUUCCUCGGAGAUCUGAAUCCUUUUUGUUGCAAGGUAUUGGCUUUGGAUUCGAUCCAAUCAGUGAUGAUUACAAAAUUGUUCGGAUAUCAAAUGUCAAAAACCAUUCAUUUGUUUAUGCGGUGAAGAGUGGCACUUGGUGUGAGAUUGCAUCCCCUAAACAUGAAAAUCAGAUUUGUAGUGUGCAACAUGAUGCCUUGUUUUUCAAUGGAGUGUUGUGUUGGGUGAUACAUGUUUAUCAAACAGAACCAAACGACAUAGGCAUUUGUUGUAUACUAACAUUUGAUUUGAGCACUCAUGUUUUUGGUAUGAUGCCUACAUCCAACCGGCAUUGGUUGACGACGGGACUAACAACCAUCCAAGGUUCUUUAACUUUGAUUUCUCAUCGUCGUGAAUUUAAUGAAAGAUGGAUUUGGGUAUGGAGAGAUGCUUCUUGGUCUGUGGUUUUUAAAAUGAAUACAGAUGAACUUUAUGUUCUAGGAGCUUUGCAAUUGCAACCACAACCGACCAACAAUGGUGAUUUGUUGCUAAAUACUCAUUCUCAUGGGCUCCAAAUUUAUAAUCGCAAGACGGGGGUGCCAUCAAGAGUAGGCGACUUCAAUGCUGCUUCAAGUUUAUGUUACUUUUAUCAGUGUGUCGAAAGCCUUUAUUUGUUAGACACGGGGGAGACUAUUGGUGAAACGGAAGAACUAUGA